This is a messenger RNA of Lytechinus pictus (painted urchin), 3974 nucleotides long. RefSeq lists its product as uncharacterized. Bases 13 to 2124 code for a protein of 703 amino acids. The transcript has 5 exons. Gene Ontology annotation, biological process: signal transduction. The record is from RefSeq and is a predicted model, not a curated record. Gene Ontology annotation, molecular function: protein binding. NCBI's taxonomy places the organism in Eukaryota, Metazoa, Echinodermata, Echinoidea, Temnopleuroida, Toxopneustidae.
CCUAAUGUCACCAUGCCUGUCUCUCUGAGUGUCUGGCGGGUCAGAAUCGGCACUUAUCUCAGGAGGUAUCGCCAUGAUCCGAAGAAAGAAGCUGAACAAUCAAAAGAAAGUGAUAAUGCCAAUAGCGAGAAUUCAUCUAGAAAUGGUUGUUCACUAGUUGAAAAUGGCAAAGCUGUCAACACAUCCUGUCAACAACCUCCAUCUUCUGACGAUGUAGACCAGAAAACAGCCCAUACUGAAUCUCCAAGAAACACCAGCGAUAGUAAAGUCGACGUGCAUUAUCAAACUCUGUCGAUCUCGGUCAUUUCCGGUUGUGACAUCACCAACGGAUCUUCAUGUGAUUUCAGAAGCCCCGGAAAUAUCACUCAACAUGGGUUUCUGUGUGUUGAUGACCGUAAUCUUUCAACACGUUCAACAGGUUCGAGAGAAAGGCAAUCCAUUCCUGUCCCAGAUCCUUCUGACACCAAAGUUCCAAAGCCUUCUGACGUAGAUGAGUUGGAUAUGAGAUAUAUCACCAUUCAUCGCGUAUCACCUGCAAACUUCUGUACCUCCACUCAAAUAAGUAAAAAGGACCAACCUGGUGGCACGUCUGAUUCUUACUCACAGGAAGCUAGAGCCAUCACUGGUGCUCAAGAUGAUGACAAACAUGACGAGAAGGAGACAUCAAACACUAUACCAUAUUGUACAGACGGUAAAUCGUCACCUAGUUCUAAACUGGAUACAUGUACAUCUAGCAAUGCUGAAUACACUUCAUCGUGUACCAGGGGAUGGAUCACGAGAUGCACAAUGAGAUGGAUCAUUUGGACACUCACUUUCAAGAUGAAGCUUUCCAAUCAAGAGCGUGCAAGAGCAAUAGGAAUGUUGCAGUCUGGGCAGUCAUUUAGACAAGUGGCUCGAUAUUUCCAGGUUUCACCAACAACAAUUUCAAAUUUGAACCAGCAUUAUUUGGCUACUGAUGAAGUUAGAGACCGCCCUAGGAGUGGUCGACCUAGGGCCACCACCCCUGCAGAAGAUAGGAGGUCUCCAGGUGCCACCAUGCCUGUCUCUCUCAGUCUUUGGCGUGUCAGGAUCGGCACGUUUAUGCGUCGCAAGCAGAAAGCAUAUGACUACUUUUACUACCUGAGGAAUUAUGUUUAUGGUCUUAAAUUAAUGGAAAAGGCUAAGAAAGCAGCUCAACACUCAAGAGAAAAUAACAGAGGCAAUUGCCACAUCUCGUCUUUCAAUGGCUAUUCAUCUGGUGAAAAUGGCAAAACUGAUAACGCAUCAUGUCGACAACCUCCGCCUUCUAACGAUGUAGACCCAAAUCCCUCCCAAACUGAAUUUCCAAGUGAUCGUGAGGCUAAAAGUAGCAAAGUCGAAGCAUGUUCUCAGAUCAGUUACGUUGUGGACAUUGGCUCUUCGUCUCAUAAUAAAAGUCCCGAUCAGAUCGCUCAGGAUAUGUCUUUGAGUACCAAGGACCGUACUCUUUCAACAUGUUCAACCUGUUCAACAAAACAGGAAUCCAUUCUUGCCCCGGAACCUACCACGGCCUGUGACGUAGACGACGAGCUGGACCUGAGAUACAUAACCAUUCAUAGCGUAUCACCUGUAAACUACAAUUCAACUCAAACAAGUAAACCAGACCAACCAGACGGCACAUCGGAGUCAUACUCGCAGGUCGCAGAACAUCAUGAAACACCAAUCUUUCCAGGCAAUAUAUCUUAUUCACUCAGUGGAGAAGCAGAUGAAAUCAAGAUGAAGUACAAUGCUGUUGUGAUCACUGUGCUCCUACUGAUGUCUGGUGACGUGGAACCAAACCCGGGUCCAGAUACCAACCCUGGGAAUCUAACUGAGUUCGAACUCCAUCUCCUUGCUGACGGUAUGGAUCCAUCAGACUUCAGGAAGGUCGGACUAGCUCUAGGAUUCACCGAGGCUCAACUAAGUCGAUUCAAGGAAGACAACAUUGGCAACAUAAUGCUCGCUCUAUAUAAGAUGCUUUGCGAAUGGCUUAAGACAGUAAGGCAUCAAGAAGCGAGGGAAAUGCUAUCCAACAAGUUAAAAGACAUCAAUCUGAUACAACUGGCCGACAGUGUACAAAAAGGUCAGUAUUAUACAACCACCUACAUGAUCACUACUGCCAUGUAAAUAAACGCUAAUGAUAACAAUGAUAGUUUGACAAUGAGUCACAGUAUGACGAUGGAAAUGAUAAUGCUAAUAAUAAUGACAUACAAAGGCGAUGAAAAUAACAUUUAGACAAUAUACAAAUAGCGAAUAGGCAGGAGUGCAUGGUGCGAGAUUUCGCAUGAGGUGAAAGAAAGAUGCUAUAUUCAACGAGGCGUUAGCCGAGUUGAAUAGAGUAUCUCUUUCUUGCACCGAAUGUGAAAUCUCGCACCGUUGCACGACUAUGAAUGUUCGCUAUUUGUGUUGUACAACACCUCGGAAUCUAGAGAAAAUUUGAAAAAACAAGAGUUUUUCCCUUCAGUAAUGUAUUAAAAGGGAACGAAAAUAUUGAAAGCGAAAAGCAAAAUCCAAAGACGUUAUAAUCCACGAACGUAGAGGGCAGCAACACACAGCAGCAGUGUUGCUAUUAGGAAGGUCCACUCCAACGAACGUAGAGGGCAGCAACACACAAGCGUGUUGCUAUAAGGAAGGUCAACUCGAUACGCGCAUGCAGCUGAGCUGCGCGCGUAUUUUAUUGUUCAUGCCAACGAAAUCAAAUGCCGAUCCAAUACAACAACAAAUUAGUAGCGAUCAAAAAACGAAUAUGAAGAAUAUGACUACAACAUUAUCAAAGAUAACUUAAAAAAUAUGUUGAGGAAUAUACGUACAUAUAAAAACAUACUUUGAUAUUUAAAACUUUACAAAUAUAAGUUUCAGGAAACUAAAAUCAUUACCAAAUCGGUGAUUGUUGUUAUCAGCGAUUUCACCAGACGGCUGUAUUAGGUGAUUUGCGUCGAGACGAUUUUGUGACCACUCGCAAAGCAUUUCGGGAUUGAAUAUAACCACCUUAUUUUCUCUGAGCUCUUCGCUGAACCCAUCAUCACAGUGCAGCUGCAGCGCAGCGCGCAGCCAAUGCAAUGCAUCCGAUGCAUGGGUUGUUUUUUCGCCGUCCAUGCCAUGGUCUCGGACUCAGAGUUGAAAUUUAGACCCGGAUUUCGGGGAUACAGCGCCUUUAUUUCAGAUUUAUAGACUUAAAAGUCAAAUGACAUUUAAAAUUUGAAAUCUAACCUUGAACAAUCAUCGUUGAUAAACAUCAGCCCAGCAGCUAUUACACUUCAAAUCAGGCCAGGCAAAUUACACGUCAUUGUCUAAGUUGCUAGAUCUAUGACGAGUCGCCUGAAGCCCCAGCGCAUCAUCAACGUCACUAGCUAGCUGCGCGACCGGCCCAGACUCGGCGCACCCAGGCCAGAAAAAUGACCUCGAUUAUUACGGUGGUUGUCUAUGCAUUUAUUAGUGGUGCAGCGAAAUUCAGCAGAAGAAAAUAAGAGAUAUGAGGUAUCCUCGUCACAGGCUUAAUAUUCCAAAAUGAGGAAAAAUGUCAAAAUCAUGAUUAUUUAAGCUAAAUAUUUUCUUUAAAAAUUAAAGUGAUAUUUGUAAUAUUUAUACCCAGAAUAACCGAUCUAAUAAUUGUUCAUUAAAAAAUAUUUGAAAUUAACAAAUGAAAAAAAAUCAACUCGACAAAUUUCUCAAAACCCCACCUUAUUUUUUAAAGUGGUCACAAAAUUCGAGCGGAGUUGACCUUCCUUAGAGCAACACGCUUGUGUGUUGCUGCCCUCUACGUUCGUUGGUCCACUCGAUACGCGCAUACAGUUGAAGUACGCGCACAAUUAGGUAAGCAUGCCAACCAACGAACGUAGAGGGCAGCAACACACAAGCGUGUUGCUAUAAGGAAGGUCAACUCGAUACGCGCAUGCAGCUGAGCUGCGCGCGUAUUUUAUUGUUUAUGCCAACGAAAUCAAAUGCCGAUCUAAUACAACAACAAAUUAGUAGCGAUC